CUCUGUGUCUCCUCCUCUCCGUUUAUCGUCCGAACUCCGUCAGUCUACUACGGUAUAGUGGUAGCGGAGGCGCAGCGGUGGGCUGGCUUGGGUCUUUGAUGCAAGCGCGAGAAAGGAGCUGCCGCGAAAGGAGACUUGGAGAGGCGCUUGAGCGCAAGCGGAGCCUCGCGGGAGCGCAUGGCUCAGCGGCGCGAGAGCAACAAGUCACCACCUUGGCUUCCUCCUCCCCCCUAGCUGGGGUGCGUGCGAGCGACACCGCCCCCUCCCCAAAGUUACGUGCCCGAGCCCUCUUCCAGCUCUUCCGUAGGUAUCCUGCAAAGACGUCUCUGGGCACCAGAGGAGGUGCCUGUCUAGCUCAUUCUCUCUGGCACGGUCGCCGAAGCUGCUGGGUUAGGCUUCUCCACCGAUAUUUCGUUUAAGAGAGUGAAGACAACCCUGUGAGAUUGACUAGUGACUGCCGCGCUGGGGUGAGUCACUGAGGCGUGCAGAGGCGGAGGAGAGAGAGGAAGCGGCGGCUUUGGUGGUUUUUUUCCCUUCCCUGGACUUAAACUCGCCCUUUCCUCCUACCAUCGGUGAGAGCCCGGUGAGCGAAAGGAAGCUUUCCCUCUCUCCCACCCCCAUCGGCCAGGCCUUGAGCGCUGCUGCUGCUCUUACUUGUUUCCCCACCGGCCUGGUUCCUGCCGCUAAGCGGAGGGAGCCGCACCUCAGGGGGCCACACGCCCGGCGGGGGAAGGAGGGAGCGAGCACCGCCGAAACGACGCGUAAUGGGAGCAGUCCUGGCGGGUUCUGGAGCCGCUGGUGAGGCCAUCGUCACCUGAAAGCGAUGGUGGCGGAUCCACAGACGACAGCACGACUAGUAGCAGCAGCGGCCCUGGCCAUUGUCUGCCAAGAUAUGAGACAUGAGUGUUGGACGCAGAAGAUUAAAGUUGCUGGGGAUUCUAAUGAUGGUCAACUUCUUCAUAUAUGUGAUUGUGGAAGUGUCAAAGAGCAGUGGCCAAGUGAAGAAUUCAAAAAGACAAGUUAUAAUACCAAAUGCAAGAUUCUGGAGAAAGUAUGUUCCUCACAAGGCAUAUUGGAAUAAACAGCAGCAGAAGUUGGAACGCUUAUCCAAUCCUAUUUUUACAUUGCUUACCAAUGUGACUGUGGAAGAAAGCUUAUCCUAUAUUGGUAACCUUUCAAAUGUUUGUGAUCCUGACCCAUUUGUCGCUUCACAUAUUAAUGGCUUUGAAGACUUGCCAGAAAGAUUUAAAGACUUCUUGCAUUACUUGAGGUGUAGAAAUUAUUCGUUAUUAGUGGACCAACCGCACAAGUGCAAACAUAAACCUUUUCUGCUUCUGGCUAUCAAAUCGCUUAUUCCCCAUUUUGACAGAAGACAAGCAAUCCGGCAGUCUUGGGGAAAAGAAAUUAAAUCGGGAGAUGUAACUAUUGUGAGGGUCUUCCUAUUAGGCCAGACCCCUCCAGAGGAUAACUAUCCUGAUCUCUCAGAUAUGUUGAAAUUUGAGAGUGAAACCCACCAAGACAUUCUUCUAUGGGACUACAGAGACACUUUCUUUAAUUUGACUCUGAAAGAGGUACUGUUUCUGAAAUGGGUCAGCAAUACCUGCCCAGGUGCCCAGUUUAUUUUCAAGGGAGAUGAUGAUGUUUUUGUGAAUACCCAUCAGAUCCUGGAUUACUUGAAGAGUUUAACCAAGGAUAAAGCCAAAGACUUGUUCAUAGGUGAUGUGAUCAAAGAUGCUGGACCUCAUCGUGAUAAGAAUCUGAAGUACUUUAUCCCAGAAAGUAUUUUUGAAGGCUCUUAUCCUCCAUAUGCAGGAGGUGGUGGGUUUCUCUAUUCUGGUGAUUUGGCAUUAAGAUUAAACAAUGCAUCUGACCAAGUACUUCUCUAUCCUAUUGAUGAUGUGUAUACUGGAAUGUGCCUUCAGAAACUUGGGCUCGCUCCAGAAAAACAUAAAGGCUUCAGGACAUUUGGCAUCGACGAGAAACAUAGGGAUGAUAUUUGUUCCUACACAAAUCUAAUGUUAGUCCACAGCAGGAAACCUCAAGAAAUUAUUAAGAUUUGGACGAACUUGCAGGAUCCACAUUUAAGUUGUUGAGUACAUAUAUGUUGAAGAGCUCUCCAAAUUUGGGUAUAAUUUCUUGGCUAAAUGGUUAGUACACUGUGUUCAUUCAGUGGUUUGUUUUGCAAAACACAACUAGCUAUAAACAGUUUGUCCAGAACUUCUAAAAGAGAAACUACAUCAGUAACAAUUCUGCACAUCAUGAGGAUAUGGCAUGUAGACGUAAUCCUUCUUUCUACUGUCAUGUGUGUUCAUUACUUUCAUCCAAUAAAAAUGGAAAAAGCAUACCCUUUGGAAGUUGUGAUUAAACUAAUAAUUAAUUAAAUGAUUGGUUAGCUCUGUGAUAUCGGAAGGGCUUUCCUGUUUUUUAAUGCUAGUAAUUAUUUGAUUCUGGUGGUGGAAUCUAUACACUGUUUGAUUUGUUUCCUGAGAUGAGAUACCUUGGAGACUUCGUUGGAUCUCAAAUUCUGGAAACUAACUUCAAAAUAAAUAAAUAUGGAAGUAUCCAACUGAGUCAUACUUGGAGUAGACCUAUUGAAAUCAGUGGACUUUAGUCACAACUAAUUUAAGUGGGUCAUCUCUGAGUUUGGCUUAGUCAGAUGCAACCUAUGAUGAAUAAUGCCCGUAUCACCAAAUGAUUGGUUUUUGUAGCUUUCCUUUUCUUCCUCAUUAUAUCCCACCACUGAAUAGUAUUCAGUUAAAUGUGAUGGAGACAUCUGUGCAGUCUAUGGUUGAGAAGCUGUAUAGCAGAGGUAGGGAACCUUUGGUCCUCCAGAUGGUGUAGGACAGCAACAUCUGGAGGCCAAAGGUUUCUGACACUUGCUAUAUAACUUAAUACUUGAAGUGUAAUUUGGGAGGUUAAGUAUUGUUUUGUAUCAGACUUAGGUGAAGGUCAAGCAUUUUACACUUUUUAAAUUGCCAUCAGACCUAUACCUUCUCCUUUUACUUAUCAGUAGGCUUAACAUUUGUUGAGUUAUCUUUUAUAUUGUUAAAAAAUCAGGCAACUUGACUGAUAUGAUUAAUUCAUCUAUGAACUGUUAAUUGGCUUAGAUCGGCUGGGCCUUCUCUUCAGGCUAGGGUUAGAACGUCAUGAAAAUGUGGCAAUUACUGAGAUCUGAAACUACUUAAGUGACCCCUAACAUUGUAAAGGGUAUCUUGGAGGCAUGGAUCCUAAAACAUUCUAACUCCUAUCUGCCAUAUCUUCAUCUGUGUUAUGUCAGACAAUUACUCAAAACAGUGACUGCUUUCUUUAUAUAUGUAGAAGUGCCUGUAUUUAUUGUUCAGAUUGAAGACCAAAACAUUUUCUUAAGUAUAUUUAAGAAACAUUUGUAUAGUGUUGUCAGUGAUAUUUAAAUAGAGUACACUAUUUUAAUGUGCUGAAAUAUAAAAUGUUAAAUAAAGUUAAUUGUUUUUGAAUUUGAAAAA
Rhineura floridana is the source of this 3482-nucleotide messenger RNA. It is a transcript of the gene B3GNT2, whose product is annotated as UDP-GlcNAc:betaGal beta-1,3-N-acetylglucosaminyltransferase 2. The record is from RefSeq and is a predicted model, not a curated record. NCBI's taxonomy places the organism in Eukaryota, Metazoa, Chordata, Lepidosauria, Squamata, Rhineuridae. Gene Ontology annotation, cellular component: membrane. The transcript has 2 exons. Bases 900 to 2093 code for a protein of 397 amino acids. Gene Ontology annotation, molecular function: hexosyltransferase activity.